Spirometra erinaceieuropaei is the source of this 4270-nucleotide messenger RNA. NCBI's taxonomy places the organism in Eukaryota, Metazoa, Platyhelminthes, Cestoda, Diphyllobothriidea, Diphyllobothriidae. The record is from the annotation of a GenBank genome assembly.
AUGCAAGCGUCCGAUCCCAAUGUAUCCCUCAUCUAUGACCGCCAGUUACAUGGAUCCCCUAAACCCACCGCCCGCGAAAUGGAGAGCCUCAGCUGGGAGGCCCAUUGUCUCUGGUCUAUGUGGCCCUUCCGCCGUCUAAUCGACAACAUCUUGUUCUUCCAACAUCACCCCUCUAUUCCCAACCGUCUAGUGGUCCCUCGCACUCUUAGGCCCCAAGUCAUCCGUGCUACCCAUGAAGAACUGGCACAUUGCGGCCAAGCCAAGACACUCGCCGCGGUUCGUCAACGAUAUUGGUGGCCCGAUCAGCGACGCGACGUAGUUUCUGUCUGUCAGACGUGUCAAACUUGCGCUCAAAUCAAGGACCCUGUAGUUCGUCCCCGAGCACCACUGGAACCAAUGUCGGCAGGCUUCCCCAACCACCGCAUCGGCUUAGACAUCAUCGGACCUUUAUUUCAGACUAAGAAAGGCAAUCGCUUCAUUUUGGUUAUCGUCGACUAUUUCACGAAAUGGUGCGAAGCCAUCCCACUCCCAAACUCGGAAAGUUUAACUGUAGCAGCGGCUCUAGUCGAUCACUGGAUCGCUCGCUAUGGGUCCCCCUACAUCAUCCACACGGAUCAAGGAACAGCCUUCGAAAACUACCUAUUCCGUGCCCUAUGUCACCUCCUCGGCAUAGUCAAAACGCGCUCCUCACCUUUCCACCCAGCCGGGAACGGUCAGACGGAACGCACGAACAAGACUCUCGUGGCGUUCCUCCGUAGCAUGGUUGAUCAGUCCCGUGCAGAUUCCUGGGACGAUCUUCUUCCCCGAUGCCUUUUGGCCUACCGCGCCACCAUUCACUCCUCCACUUCAUUUAGCCCCCACAUGAUGCUUUUCGGACGCGACCUGCGCCUCCCGUCUGACGUAACUAUCCCACACGGCACCCCGGAAAUGGCACAACCACACCGGUAUCUCGAGCAGCUCAUUGACUCCCUACAAACCAUUCACUCCACAACCAGAACGAAGCUUCAGGCUGCACACUCCCACCAGAAGGAUUAUUAUGACCAUCUGGCACACGGAACUCAAUACGAUCCCGGCGACCGUGUUUGGUUGCACAACGACCGACCCCCCGCCGGGUAUGCCAGUAAGUUUCAUCGUCAGUGGUCUGGACCCUAUAUCGUCCUUCGACCGCUCUCAAAUUCUGUCUGCCGCAUUCGCCUAGAAUCUGAUCCCUUCGGCCGGAUUAUCCAGGUGCAUUUCAAUCGGCUCAAACCAUGUUUAUCAGAGUAUCAACCCUCCCAACACCCCGUUCCAUCGACCUCCCACGCGACCACAUCCCUCACCACCCUUUACAAUCCACCAGCACCCCGCAACGUCAUUCUUCGUACAACUCGCGCUGAGGACAGCGCUCAAUCCUGAUGGGGGGCAGUGUCACGAACCUACCCAGUCAACGGUACCUUUUUGCUACUCAAUUCUUUUAUUUCCUUUUUCAGGGCCACGUUCAACGCCCACAAACAACCAGAACAACCACCAGGGUCCCGCUAAUGACCAAUUUGUCUAAUGUCUCCCCUCGUUUAUGCAGCCGGCUGCGUUCCCCCCUUUCGUAAUCUCAUUGUUAGGAUUUAAACUACUCUUAUCCGUUUUCUCCCCCCGCUUCCGUACCCCUUUAUUAUCUAACCCGUUAUUAUAAUAGCAUCCCAUUCAGACUAUAUUCUUCUAAUGUUUGAUGUGUGGCGUCUGCAUGCCGAUCACUGAGGUACUAAUACUCAGUCCCCCGUAGGUUGGACGUUUGGGACAACGGAUACUGGAUUAUGAGACCUGCUUAGUGAGGCAAACCAGUUAGAGGAAUCGAAAAACAGCAGGUAACACUGCUGUUUCCGUUGCUUUUUAACGUUCCCAACACCUAACACUUAAGCAGGUUUUUUACUGGGCAAAUCAUACAUUAGAUGUUUUAAGGUGUAUGAAUUUCUUGCGGAAUUCGACCGAACCUUUCAUUUGGCUGAUUUGAGCGCCAUAGAGCCAAACGUCCAUAGAAUAUAUUACAGCCACCAGUCAGCGUGAAGUUUGCAUCAUGGCAGAAAAUAUGGUUUUGGAUAGUCCCUGGUUUGUCCAGAAGCGCUUGAAGAUUCGACGAAAUCCUGAGAACUUUUAGUAAACGAUUCAGUAUCCAAAAACCUCUUCUAUGAUAGCAUUUAUGUUCUUCGACACUAUUAGUUAUCCUUAUUUUGACUGCCCCUACCAUUUUGCUUAAUGUGCACUUAUCCAGGAUAAUCCGUUCGGUCACGUUUAGGUAAGCAAAACCUCAGACCAGUUCAACCUUUGAACACGAGGUGUUUGUUUAAAUCAAUCAAUUGUUUCCCUACUCCUAGCCGGGCGUAUUGUAGUUAAGUGAGUGCGUAAUGAUGUCGUCUGCCACCCUUUUUAUGCCAUGCGUGUUUAGCGGCCGUUCUUCAAAUAUUGUUCUUAUUUACUCGUUUAUAUUCGGAGACCUUUUUGAUUUAUGUGGCACGCAGUCGUGCGUUUCUCCGCCGAAGUUUUCAGCGUCCGGUAUACUGCAUGUGCUGUUGAUUGGACACAGGUGCCCUAGGCCAUUGAAUAUGUAGAAAAAUACACGUUUGCGGGAAAACAGCAUAUAAUUAAGCAUAUCAUAAAUGGGGCCCAAAGGAUGACUGGGCAGAGAAAGAUGAUUCAGCGGUUUUCCGUCCUGAUAGCAUUUUGGCGCCCGGGGCUAGACAUCUGCCAAUCGCUUUGAUUUGCGGGCUAAUCUAGAGCCAGUAAUCUAAUUGACCGAUGGUGCUUAGUUUUCGCGGGAAAAUGAUCCUCACUGCCAUUCCCCCUCCCCGACGCUUACCCCCAUGCAUUUUUGCACUUUUUUUCAAUGAUACCGUCUCGUCAACCAGCCUAUAUCUUCGUGAUUAAUGAAGUGCUUACUUUUCGCGAUAUUUGAUUUCUUAUACGCGGCCUUGUCUUUUCUGAAUGACGAGAUUCGCGUUCUUAGUAUUAACCACUAUUAUAUACUUUGAGGGCCUUGUUCAGUGUGUUAAUGUCCACCUAGAUGCCAUAGUGUAGGGACGCUUAUUCUCGACUGACCGCACCCGUAUUGCAAGACUAGUGUCUGUUGGCUUUCGCAUCAUACGAACUGGACGACAUAAAGCUGUGUUGACGAUCUCCCAUAACUUAUUCUUCUGUCGAAUUCACCCUUUCUGCCUAUGAAUAAUCACUGUCCAUCUUCUCCCCUUUCUCCUCAUAGUCUUAAGGAGUUUCAAACUAACUAGUUUAUAGCCAAAAGACAUCGCAGCUGGUCGGAAUUUCUUCCCUAUUUACUACGCAGCAGACGAUCUUUCUGCAAGCAUGAUCUUCGUCCUGAUACUAUAUCUCUUGUUCCCUUUUAAAGGCCGAUUUCAGUUCUUAAUUGAUUGCUGUGCGCGCCAUCAUUAUCAGAUGGGUCCACAUCCAAGCGUCCCCCUUUUUGUCUUUGAAGGAAAACUAAUCUGCCUUUAUUGAACUGAGUCUGCAUGUUAGAAACAACGGGGUCUUUGGUGGAACCAAUUCUUCGCGGUACAUGUUAGCGUUGGCUAUUAAGGCAAAGUGUCCUCCGUCUUUUGUCAUUUAAGGUGUUAAAAUACCGCCUUUUGAAAAACGAUCACGGGGAUAAUCUCGCUUCUAAAUCAUUAAUAAUCCAGGUCUGCCUAUUAAGAGUAAAUGGAGAACCGUUGUGCGACGAGUCUUCUGCCCACUACCAUCACUUCUCCGUCAUAGCCUAUGAGUGAUUAUGUGUUAGACAAGGAUAUUUAAAAUUAAACUCACUAAGACUUUUUUUGUAAAGGACUCCCAACUUCCGAAUCCGCCCUUUCGUCUUGUAAUCUACAUAGUGUUAUGGCAACUUAAGUAACGCCUGGUCUAGACAAUUUAAGGAGCGCUGUUUAAUGGCAUAUUACGAUUUUUGCCACUCGAGCGAGUCCACGAUGUUUCCAUCAGCAAGCCCAAACUAAGGCUCAGGGUAGUUAAAUAGAAACCUCGAUGUUUUCGGCGCAUGUCAGAUUGGAAGUUUGUCCUGUAAUUCAACUGGCAGUAGCAAGAAUUACGUCUACAUUCACACCGAACCAGCCUUGCUUGUUUAUGCUGCACGGCUUGCACAGGUAUUUUUGACCAAUGUCUUCUAAUCUUUGCGAGCCUGUUGUUGUUUCUGACAACUGCCGGAGCUCCCGUGAGCUUUUUGUGGUAUAGUUGGUUAGUUUAUCGCACUCACUUUCGUUGACAUCAUUUUUCAUUGACCUCAAGCAGAAAACGAUGA